AGGUUGUCUGUUGUGCUGUUUCGUAUGAAAGCCGUUCGUCGAUCUGGGAUUAAUACAGACACGGCGAGUGUAAUGUCGGACGUUGAGAGGCGUAAAUUAUCGCAGGCCCGAGUGGCCGACUUGCGAGCCGAACUGGAAAAGCGAGGAUUGGACAAAACUGGCAUCAAAGCCGUACUUGUAGAGCGUUUGGUUGCGGCCCUCACCUCGGAUGGAUUGAGCAAUUCUGAAAUCGACGAUUACGUCGUGGAGGCGGCUAAUGACUCAAGCAACAAAAGACAGCCCAAACGAGGAGUCACCCCAAGCAAGAGCAAAGAGGAAGAUGAAAUCAUGGGGGAUUUGGACGACAAAUCCGAGGUUCUUGACUAUGGAGACACGGAGGAGUUAGAGAAAGGGGAUGAAGCUGAAAACACCAAAGACGGUGCAGAGGAAUCUGCUGCCGACACCAGGUCUGGAGGAGAUGACUUUCAAGUUUUGGACGAAGAGGCCUUCGAAAACGAUGCUGAAGAAAAGGAAGAACAACAAGAAAGUGCUUUGGAACAUGACGAUUCUAUAGACCUUGGUCUGAAUGAGGAUAUGUUGAUCGAAGAAGAAGUGAAUAGUUUCGGUGCAGAGUCAGAUGCAUCAGCAGCCCUAAGUCAUAACAAGAAGAGUCACCAACAGGACAAAGGAAGAAAGAACCAAUCGGAGAAAGAAGAGUCUUCCCUUAAAAGCGAUAAGCAGCACCAUCAGGACAGUAGCAGCACUGGAGGCAGUGGAGGCGGCUCAGGAGACGUAAACUCGAGACAAAGCGAGAAGAAAAGCAGCAGCAGCAGCCCGAGGCAAGAAAGUGAGAGGAGCAGCAAGUCAGUCGCUGAAAAAGCACCUUCGUCUGAAUCAAAUCAACAGCAACAGCAUACUGAGCAAGAUGGCGUAAACGGAGACAAAAGCCGGAGCUGUGGAUCUCCAAAAGAUAGGUCCAAAAACUCUAAUGAAGAAAAGCGCGAGUCUUCGCCUUCGGCAGCUAACAGCAGUGGACGUAAUUUAUGGGUGAGUGGCCUCUCUUCGUCAACUAGAGCCACUGAUCUGAAACAGACUUUUUCCAAGUAUGGAAAGGUUUUGGGUGCUAAAGUUGUUACUAAUGCAAGGACUCCUGGAGCGCGGUGCUAUGGAUUCGUCACAAUGGCGAAAAAGGAGGAUGCUCUUCGCUGCAUACAAUACCUUGAUCGGACUGAGCUGCAUGGCAGGAUGAUCUCUGUUGAAAAGGCCCGUGGAGAAGCCACUGGACCUGGAAGGGUGAAAACACCUUCUCCCACCAGCAAGAAGGAGGGAAAGACCGAGGAACGGGAGAGCGAGCCAAAGAAAGAAUCCAAAUCUAGUGGCGAUCACAAGAAAGAAGACCGACGUGAUAGCAGAGAGAAAACCGGCAGCAAACCCGUCCGCCAGCGUAUCACUGCUCCAAGCCCCGGGCCGAGUCCCAGCGAGAGGUCUGAUUCCAGGAGCGAUCAACGCUCGGAACAGGGCAAAAAGAGGCUGCGGAGUCCUUCCCCUAGAAGACCGGUUCCACCGCGACGUGUCAACCAUUCGCCAGGCGGUGGAUUGCACACCAGAAGAAGCACGUCGGUGACCACUCCAGUGCUCACUUUUGCCAGCAUUAAGCAAGCUCGCGAAAGACAGCGAUUACGUGAAAGAGAGAGGGAGGAUCGUGAACAUGCUCGACGCCGAGAGGAAGAGGCUCGAAGGAAUGAGAGACGUCAACGUGAAGAGCAAUUGCGGCUUGAAAGGGAAAAAGAAGAGCUGCGUAAGGAGCGCGAGAGAAUUGAACAAGCUCGUAAGGAUAUACUUCGGUUGGAAAGGGAGAAGGCCAGGCUCGAACGUGAGAGGCUCGAGUGGGAAAGGGAAGAACUUCAGCGACAGCAGCAGAAGCUGCGCGAAUUGGCUGAACGCCAGCCUCCAGUUGUUGUUCCCUCGCACCCAGUACCCGCCGCUCCUGUGUCCUCAAGGAGCUGGAGUGCCUCCAAUUCAUACUCUGGGGUGAGCCAGCCAGAAUCAAGAUAUGUGGACGCACGACGCUCCACAAGCAGCGCUGUUCCCAACAAAAGACAAGGUAGCCAUCAUACUGCUGAUUAUUACGAGGAGAGGUCUGCAAAGAGGCCAGCGCCUUCCUCUGAUGAUCGCAGGGUUGGCUAUGACACUGCUGUUGCUCCACCCCCGCCGAGGUUCAACACCAUGCAAUCUUCUACCUCAUCAAUGAAGAGGCCAUCCAGAGACCAUGAGUAUCCUCAUCGCAGUAGCAGUAGCUCAUUUGAAAGAAGCUCAAAUAACAUCGCCAGCAGCUCUGUGCCCUAUGAUCGCAGUUCCUCUUCAUCUUCAGCAAGAAGGGACGCAUACUUCCCGAGUUCUUCUAGCAGUGGUGCCAACAGGGUCGUUGAACCCACAAGAAGAGAAGCUGAACCUUCCUCAAGGGGAAAGGAUGAUAGGUAUAGAGACUCAUACCGACCACCUGGCCGAGAUAACGACCGAGCAAUGGCCAGCAGAGGCACUGGAGACAUUGACUUGAGGGGGCCACCUCCAAGCAGUUCAUCCUCUUCUUCUCGGCCCAGACGCUACCCUGACGUGGUUGCAAGUGGUAUCAGUGCCUCCAGUGGCUCCUCACGGGAUCCAUGGCUGUCCCGCAAGAAUGACAGCAGUGGCUCAGGUGGCUGGAACAGAGGAACUGAAACCUCCUCUGGGAACAGAUGGUCCAGCACCAACGUGAGCAGCCGCGGUAGCACCGCAAUCUACGGCUCCUCUCUACCUGCCAUUGGCAUCUCCAUGGGCUCCAUGGCGGGCGCGCCGGCCACCUCCAGCAGCCUGUACGCGUCCAGUGAACGGUUUGACGCCUACAAAACAAAUUUGCAAAAUUUGAGGAAAUAUUAGAGAUCUAAAAGAGGAAUGAAGUUGUUUAUAUAAUGGACGCAUAUUUCAAAUUUUGUAGUUAACUCCUUAAUUGUAUGUUAAAUUCAACCGACACUUGCAUAAAUUGUUCUCUUAUAGGGUCUUGUUUGGUCUUUAUGUUUAUGGUCUAAUGUGUAAUAUUUUGUUUGGUACCAAAAUUGCGGUAGGAGACUACAACUGCUAACUUUAUUCAAAAAUCGUAAUAUAGGACCUAAUAUUACAUUAACUUCACCAAUUUGUGCACAAUAAUACUAGCAAUGUAUCCAAGCGAUGGAUAAUAAUAAAAAGCGGAUUUUCAAAGUCA
Cloeon dipterum is the source of this 3217-nucleotide messenger RNA. Its product is annotated as scaffold attachment factor B2-like. Gene Ontology annotation, molecular function: RNA binding; sequence-specific DNA binding. The record is from RefSeq and is a predicted model, not a curated record. Lineage: Eukaryota; Metazoa; Arthropoda; Insecta; Ephemeroptera; Baetidae. The transcript is spliced from 16 exons. Bases 25 to 2895 code for a protein of 956 amino acids. Gene Ontology annotation, biological process: regulation of transcription by RNA polymerase II; regulation of mRNA processing. Gene Ontology annotation, cellular component: nucleus.